Messenger RNA from Cylindrotheca closterium, 1458 nucleotides. NCBI's taxonomy places the organism in Eukaryota, Bacillariophyta, Bacillariophyceae, Bacillariales, Bacillariaceae. The record is from the annotation of a GenBank genome assembly.
AUGUCAGAAGGAGCAGACAAAAUGUCAGAGGAAAAGCAGAGCUCAUGUUCUGGCUUUGAAGGCAACGUUGUCGCGAAAGGAUACACUAUGAACACUAUUGGUCGUGGUCUUGUCAUUGCUACUAAUGUGUUUAUGUCAACAUCUCUACUCUAUUUGGCUUCAGAAGAAGUUGGAUGCAUAGAUGGAGAAGGAAAUUCGAUUGAUUGUGAUAAUAAAGUGUAUGGAUUUCGGCCUUCAUCCUUGCUGACCAACAUUGCCGUCAUUACUGGAUUGCUUGCAGCCUUCCUGAAUCCAAUUGUUGGAGCUAUUAUCGAUUUCACUGAUCAUCGUCACGCUUUAGGCUGUGCGGCCUCCGUUGCAAUGAUUCUGAUUCAGGCCAUUCAAUCAUAUACUGUCAGCUCGACAUGGUUUCCCAUGGCAAUUCUGCAAGCAGCAGUCGUCUUUAUUUUUGAAGUGUUCUUGAUGACAGCCUAUGCUUAUUUGCCGGAGCUCGCGCAAGAGGUUGGAGAAGAGAAGAUGAAAAAUUUCUCGCCAAAGUUCAUUAUGUCCCAGUUCUUCUUCCAGUCCAUGCACCUUGUGAUCGUGCUGGCAAUCAGCAUUGCACUAAACACAAGUACUGUAGUAACAGCGCAAAUAUCCCAGGGAUUGGUCUCUGUUUUCUUGAGUGUCUUUCUGGGCCUGGCUUGGUUCAAGUACCUACCCAAGGCAAAGGCCAAGAGACCAUUACCAGAGGGAAAAUCAUUGUACACCGCUGGAUUCUCACAACUUUUUCAUACUAUCAGAUUGAUUAACCAGGAAUACAAGAACAGCUUACGUCCUUAUCUGCUGGCCGUGACUUUUGCCGAGGCGGGGGUCAAUGCUUUUAUUGUUUGUGCUGUGACUUACAUGAACGAAGUCAUCAAGAUGAACAGCACAGAAACUGGUGUUGCGUUUCUGAUUGUCUUAGUUUCUAUCAUUCCGGGUGCCAAGUUUUCUGAAUUUGUUACGACCAAGAUGAGCAUGAAGAAUUCGUGGAGAAUUAAUCUUUUCUACUACUCUAUUGCAACUGGAAUCGGCGCAUGGUUGAUGAAGGAUGAAAGCAGCAAGAUUAUCACAUACAUCAUGUCGAUGUUUUGGGGUCUCGGUUUGGGUUGGUACUACUCCGUCCAGACUGCUUCCUUUUCGGUGCUUAUGCCACAAGAGCAAGCUACUGAAUUGUCUGGUCUAUUCAGCUUUUGCGGCAUUGUCCUAUCUUGGCUGCCACCAUUAGUCUUCACCAUUAUGAACGAAAGCGGGAUCCACAUGCGAUAUGGCGUGUUGCAUUUGGUGGCAUACUUAUUGAUUGCGAUCCUUUUUCUAUCGGCAAUGCCCGAUUGGGAUGAGGUCUUGACGGAAUCGCACCUCAAGAGUAUCGACACAACUGCCGAGAACAAACGUGAAGAAUCAUCAUCUCAUCAGGAAGAAAUUGGGAAAUGUUAG